UUUCAGAAUGAAGGAGGAAACAGAUCUUUGUUUGACCAGCUGGAUGACUUUCGUACUGACCCAUCACAGCCUGAGGACGAACGGGAUGUGGAUCUUAUGGAGUGGUGGAACACAGUCGAGUCUUGGGAGGACACGCCUCAAGAUGAUGACAUGACAGAAAAAGAAGAGGCCAAGGCGUUUACUGUGACGGCAGAGAAGGUGCAGAAAGGCAUCCGUGUCUUCAACAAACUUUUCUCAGAGCGCGCGGAAAGCCUCUGGCAGCACGUCAUCGACCUCAAUGGCAUCGCAGACGGUCUGGACAAGUUCAGCAAGAACACAAAGAUCGCUCAAAUCACCGGCGGCUCCACAAGCGCCAUUGGGGGUGUAGCCACCAUUGCCGGCCUCGCUCUGGCCCCGGUCACCAUGGGAACCUCCUUGAUUGUGACAGCUGUGGGACUGGGUGUUGCCACGGCGGGAGGACUGACAUCAGCAGGCGCCGGCAUCUCCAACCAGGUCAACAAUUCGAUGGACCGCAAGAAGGUGGAGAGGAUUGUGCAGGAUUAUCAGGAUAAGAUGGUCGACCUCAACAAGUGCCUUAAGUUCAUCAAGCAGGGUAUCGAGAACCUGAAGAGGUUCGACCUAAUCAAGAUGAAAAAUAAGGCCUACAACCGUGACUUUCCUGUGCUUAAUAGUAAUUUCUAUGAAGACGGCGCCAUGGCAGGAAAGGCAAUCCUCAUCAGUGCUAAUGAGAUUAUGCGUGUGGUGCAGAUCGCUAAUGUGGCGGGCAGCACAGCAGCCAGAGCGGUCCAGAUCGCCAGUAUGGCCACAGGUGUUCUCACCGGACUGUUUGUAGGUAUGGACAUCUACUUUGUAGCCAAAGACUCCAAAGAACUCAAGAAAGGGGCCAAAUCAGAGUUUGCAGCCAAAAUCAGGGAGGUGGCGACGCAGCUGCACGACGGCCUGGUGGAGCUCAACAGCAUCCGAGAAGAGCUGCAGACCACGGCACCAGAAAACAGUUCAGCACAAUCCAACACAGCUGCUCCAGACACUGACAAAAAAGAGAAAGAGGACAAAUAUGACAGUUCGAGUGACGAUGAAAUCGCCCGCAUUAAAAAAGCCAUCAAAGAAGAGUAUGAGAACCGAGAAUAUGUCUGAAUCAAAAACUCAAAAACUGGAAAAGGCCUUGAACUGUGCUUUAAUUCCAAGGUCUCGGAGCAUGGUCAGUUUCCUCUGCAAAAUGUUUUCAAGUUUUUUGAAAGUACAGGCUCGAAUCUCAGGCAUACUGCUGCAAUAUUUGCAUCGUUGGUUUUGAGUUGUUGUUUCCUCAAUUUCCUCAAAAUAGAAAACUACUAUCAGGCCUGUUUUGAAAGUCCAAAGAGAUAAAUCCACGCUUGAUGAAAAACGCUACUUUCGAAAACUCCUGGGCUUUUAUUUUAGGGACCUGACCUCUUAAAUCUGAAUAGCAUUUACACUGCUGGGAGGAACUGAGGCUUUGUAGUAGAUAAAGUAUCAUAACUGUGUCUUUGGCUGUGGUGCCAGCGUGUGAAACUACCAUGUUGUCUUUGAGAAAGGGCGUUUAAAGGUUAACCGAAAUCAUGUAUUCUGAUAGUAGAUUAAUUAAAGACACAAGUGCAA
This is a messenger RNA of Plectropomus leopardus (leopard coralgrouper), 1614 nucleotides long. Lineage: Eukaryota; Metazoa; Chordata; Actinopteri; Perciformes; Serranidae. The record is from RefSeq and is a predicted model, not a curated record.